AAAAACUUAAAUAAAUAGUUGUAUGUAUAAACUCAAAAAAAGACACAUCACUGAUCAUUAUGUCGGGCAUCUAUUUUGCCAGCGGCGACAGCAAUGCCAACGUCGAAUACCAAACCAUCUCCUCCACAGCUACCAACGAAAUUAGUCCUGAGCAAACAGAGCGUUUGCAUGAUUUGAUUUCAAAGGCACAACUCGAGAAAUUGCACGAAUCCUUUAAUGCAAGUCCAAAUCAAGUUGUGGGUUUCGCCGAAUUGCGAAGAUUGCUUGAGGAUGUGGACGUCACGUUUAGUGAUUACACCUAUAAUCGUUUAUUUCUUAAGAUUAAUCAGAAUCGGGAUUUCAUGAUCGAUUGGAAUGAGUUUGUUUCGUAUUUGAUCUUUGGUUUUCAAGAGGAGGAUCCCAGCAGUCAAAAGGAAGCACUCAUUAUGCCGAUUUCAACGGCGCCAUCGGUACGAAAAACCGAACACAGAUCCGCAGUCUGUUGUCUGGCAUUGCUCAAGGUGAAGUCCGAUCAGACGCCGCUUGAGGAGAUUACAGAGACCACAAACUAUUCGUUUGGUGGCGAAGAUUCGCCUGAGAAUUCGGGCAUGUGGGUGACGGCCAGUCAUGAGGGACAGCUGCGCUUCUGGAGCGCACACAUGGAACCGCUGCGCAGUGCGGUCUCCGAGAGCAGUAAUCUGCCAUAUGCCGUCUACUGCAUGAGCUAUGCCUUCUACAACAAUGGCAAAGUGCACUCCAAAUUGGUGCUGGGUGAUUAUGCGGGCAAUGUGCGCAUCUUGUCCUAUUCUCCUUAUUUGCGUGGUCCAUUCCAAGCCAAACCGGGCGCUGCUUUGAUCGAGCUCGUCUGGGCAGAUGUGUUACGUGGUCGCAUUCCGUUGUUGGUGCCGCGGGAAUACAUUAAUCUGCACAAUGAGCUUAUCUCAUGUGUCUACUACUCGCUGCACAUGAACACUCUGUUCGCUUCGGCGGAGUAUCGCAACACGAAGAAGUAUCGCGGUCGUUGUCCUGGCCUUAUCAUGGUCAGCAACGAUGAUCGCAAUAAUUUUCGCAUUCCUUUGGGUGUCACCGUCUUCUAUGUGUCGGAAAUUAAGAAUAUUUUAGUCACAGGUGGCCCAGAUACUUUUGUACGCAUCUGGGAUGUUUAUGUUUCAUCGGAACCAUCGGCUAUACUCACUGGCCACAAUGGUGGCAUCGUAGCGGUCUUUGUGCAGCCGGAAGAGAACAAAGUAUACAGUGUUGACUAUCACAAGAUCAUCAAGGUGUGGGAUUUGCAAGAGCACACAUUGCUUCAAACCUAUGGCGAUCUGGUGCGCAUCAUUCACCACAGCGAAAUGGACAUCAAGUACUAUUAUCAUUCGCAUCUGCGGGAAUUGAUGGUUGCGGGUCGCAAGCUCAUCUCGAUCAAGUGCUGUCCGCGGGUUCGUGUCGAUCUCACCGAUGGCAAUACGCAUGCUGCUCCCGUCUCUGUGGUGCUUUAUAAUCGUCUGUUUCGGAACAUUGUUACUUGUGGUUUGGAUAGCUAUAUUAUUGUCUGGGAUCCGUGGAGUGGCAGGCGCAAGAUCAUCAUGAAGAAUUGUCAUACGAAGAUGAUCUACGGUGAGACCAUUGAUAUUGAGAUCACGGCUGCCUGCUUUGAUCCGCUGGAACAGUUUCUGUUGACGGGUGCUCGGGAUGGUUCGCUUAAGAUUUGGAACUACAACAAUUCAGUGGUGAUACGAAACAUGAGCAUACAGCCGGAUCAGGAGGUCACAGCAGUUAUUUGGGUUGUAGAUCGCAUACUCGCGAUGGGCUGGGAUCGACAGGUUACCGAGUUCAAUGAUGUUGUGGGUCGUGAGUAUGGCGAUCCCAAGAAGUGGUCCAAGUUUCACACAGACGACAUCACUUGCGCCGAUGUUAAGUUGGGCGAGGGCGUUGUUACGGCCACCUAUUCUGGUGAGAUUAUCUUCUGGAAACUGGAGACAGGUCAGCCAUAUCGACGCUACAAUGUCAUGGAUCCCAAGCGCUUUAUUGAGCUAAAACUCAGUCGGGAUGAGGAGAAGCAUGAGCGACGCAGCAAACGCAUGUCCUCGUUGUCGGCAAUCGCGCGUAUGUCACGCAUGACGACGGUUGGUGGUAGCUUCAACAAACCCGAUGAGAUUAAAGAUUACGGCAGCAAUAUACCUGUCUCUGUGCAGGCGGUGCUCUUUCUGCAGAAGCGUCCCAUGACCAAGGAUCACGGGAGUGUCUUUAUCUCGUUGGAUACGGGUAUUAUUCAGGUGUAUUCGCAUCAUCAGCAUGGCGGCAUCCUCAGUCAGUUCUAUGCGGUGCACAAGUUGGGCGAUUGCGUGCUCACCAUGGCUACGGAUCGCAAGAAUCGUUUUUUAUAUACUGGUACAGCCUUCGGAUACAUCAAGGUCUGGCACAUUGUCAAUUAUUGUGUACCAGAGGCAGAGAAGAUUCACGUGUGCAUGCCGAGACUACGACUGGAGUUCAUUUUUCUGCGCAAGGAAGUCUUUAUGCCCAGAGCGAAGCGCAUAGUGAGAAAUCAACCGGAGCCGAUGCUGGUCAGUUCCUAUAAGGGACAUUUGAAGGCCAUCAAUUCCAUUGGUUUCAUCAAUUUGCCCAAGAUAAUAUUCACUGGCAGUCACGACUACUCGUGUCGCUUGUGGACCCAAGGCGGUCGUUACCUGGGUACCUUGGGCACAGUGCUGCCGUGGUCGAAGCUGUCGCCCUUCGAGCGCGCCGGUGAGGAUAAUCGCGCCUAUCGUCUGCCGCCAGACAUCAAGAAGGUUGCCAGCUCCACAACGCUUAAGGUCAUUACGGGCGUACAGUACCACACGCCGGUCAAACGCGCCCGAGUCAGCGAGAAGCGAGAGGAUGAUCGUGAGAUGGAGGAGAGCACGGCCAACGAUUUGAAGAGCAUGUUCGACAAGCCGCUCAGAGAACCCAUUCUGGGCAAUCACUUUACACUGCCCGGUCGCAGUGCCAUCGAGCAGCGCAUCGAACUGGACACAACGCAGCUUUAUAUUCCAGUCUACACGCAUCUGCGUGUGCAUCCCUCGACGAUGAUGGACAAUCUGCCUACGCCGCCUAUUAUUGGGCAGGUGAAGGCCGAGAAUUAUUUGAAACAUUACAUGCCCGUUGAGGGAAAAGUCGAUCCCAAUACGUCCGCAAUUAAUAUAAGAGAACCGCAACCGUUGCAGCCACAGCAGCCACAAGUGCGCUACAAAGCUGGAGCUGCCUCCUCCUCCAGUCAGCAUAAGCCACGCAAAUCCAAAACCAAACCGUCCUAA
Drosophila nasuta is the source of this 3272-nucleotide messenger RNA. Its product is annotated as WD repeat-containing protein on Y chromosome. The record is from RefSeq and is a predicted model, not a curated record. Gene Ontology annotation, molecular function: protein binding. NCBI's taxonomy places the organism in Eukaryota, Metazoa, Arthropoda, Insecta, Diptera, Drosophilidae.